This is a messenger RNA of Talaromyces stipitatus ATCC 10500, 900 nucleotides long. RefSeq names its product nuclear protein SDK3, putative. The record is from RefSeq and is a predicted model, not a curated record. Bases 1 to 900 code for a protein of 299 amino acids. The transcript has 4 exons. Lineage: Eukaryota; Fungi; Ascomycota; Eurotiomycetes; Eurotiales; Trichocomaceae. Gene Ontology annotation, cellular component: catalytic step 2 spliceosome.
AUGGCGGAGGAAACUCUAGCUUCCGCAGUCUCAGUACCUCAGCCAGAAGACCUAGACCCAGUCCGCGCUUCACCAGAAGCACGUCAAAAAAGACGUCAAUCCUCAGUAUCAGAAAACGGAAGUAAGCGCCGGCGCAUUAGCGGUGAUAACCACUCACCAGACAACAAUAAUACCACACGACAGCCUACAAGACCCGGUGGAAGAAGAGUCGUUGCAGCCGCCGAAGAACGGAAACGGGGACAAAGACUCUUUGGCGGACUGUUAGGCACAUUAUCUCAGACAUCGUCGACAACAGCGCAGAAACGAAGGGCGGAUAUUGAGCAGCGACAGCAGGCGAAACUCAAAUUGCAGGAUGAGCAGCAUAGUGAGACGAAGAGGAGGAAGAAGGAGGAACUUUUAGAUGAGCGGAGGAGUCAACAGGAGGAUUUAGAACGCGCAUCCAUGACUCUACGGCAUCAAAAUAUGCUGCAUGCAGCUGGGUUCCUACGCACAAAGGUGGAACCAGUUUUAUUAUGGCGACCAUUUGAAUUAAUAGAAGAAGACGAAGAUAUGAUCUCCAGACAGCGCCAGGAAGCCAAGGAGACAAUAGUGAAGGAGGAAGCGGAAUUUGAAGAACGGUGGCGCAAAAGAGAGCAGGAGGGUAAUAAGAUACUGCACGAAAACGGGAAACCUGAGAAUUCAAAUAACCAACAAGCCGAGCCAUCUCAAGAUAUUGACAACGAUGCAAGCAAACCAUCAGAACAUGAAACUCAGAAAGAAGAGAACGGUGAACAGGAUGUUUCAACAACAGACACAGGCGAACCGAGCACAGACGCUACACAUAAUUUAUUGACACAUCGCCAAGACGACGAGGGAGAGGAAGUCAUGGAAGAAGAUAAGGAGGAUAUGGUCCUCUACUAA